UUCUCCGAAUUCUGUGUUGGAAACAUGUACACUUUUUAGAGGCGCUAUGUAUUUUGUUAAAGACAAUCUGCAUGGAAUAAGGAUCUAAGAACAAAUUUUCUACCGACAAAAUAUUAUUGUAACGAUACUUGCAUAAACAAAUCACUUAUAAUUCUAUACAAAGUGACAAAAUAUUACCUGAUUUAAACAGACAAACAAGAUGGCAGCGGCAGCUUUAUCAGAAGAGGAAGAAAAUUAUGUUAGAAUGAGCUUAUUACUGACAGGUAUUUCUCCACGUGCAGCAAGAGCUUUGUUUGAUGGCGAAUAUGCUCCACAAUGUCUCGAAGCCUCAAUAAAGAAGGAGUAUAACAAAUUGAGAGACCUUAAAUUAAAAAACAGAAUAAACCAGUCUCAGUGGAAUCUCUUGUUCCCAAGAUAUCCUGAUGUCCCAGAUUCAAAAACAUUUGAUAUCACUUUGAUGAUAACAUUACUUCGAAAUCUGACUCCCAUGAUUCCUCCUGCUGGUGGAUAUGACCAAUUACCAGCAACUACAGAGACCACACCAGGAGCUGAUUUGGCAAGAAUAAAAUAUUACAGGAACUUCUUAGCUCAUCUUGAUGAUGGUAAAAUAGACAUCACAUUCUUCAAUACUGCCUGGGACGAUAUCUCUGGUGCCAUUGAUAGAUUAGGAGGACGUAUUAUGAAAAAUGAAUGUGAUCAUUUGAAAACCAAACCUUUGGAUCAGACCAAUCAAGAAAUAAUGAUUGAAAUCAAACAUUCCAAUGAUGAAAUCAGGGAAUUAAAAGGGUCAUUGGAAAGUUUAAAGUUGUCUCAUAUAGAAAUGAAGAGAACCCAUGAUUCAUUACAAAAAGAUUACGAUGAAGGGAAAAAAGUCCAUUCACUGCUAAAAGAAGAUCAUGAAAGAGUAAAAAAAUCUCAUGCAUUGCUACAAGAAAAGGUGGAGAAUUAUCAACAGGAUACAGUGCCUUGGAAUGUUAGAGCACAAAUAAAAAAAGAUCUUGAAAAAUGGAAAAACAAGGAGAAAAUGUUUGUCAACACAAGAGCUGCCCUGCAAGUACUGAAUGCUAUACAGAAGAAUAGUUGUGUAACCAUAACAGCUAGUUCUGGCGUGGGCAAGACUGCCAUCCUCCAACACGUUGCUUUACAAAUGGGUGCAGAUGGAUACGACAUACUUAUAGUUACAGAUCCAGGUGAUAUUGCCAAAUACUACAAUCCAAACCAGAAAACAUUGUUUGUUGUUGAUGAUUUAUGUGGGAACUUUUCUUUACACCAGACUGAUAUCAAACUUUGGGAACCAGUAAUUGGGCGUAUAAACGAGGUUCUAAAAGAUAAACAAACAAAAAUAAUUGUAGCAUGUAGAUUACAAGUGUUCCAGGAUGACAAGUUUGACACCCUUUCUAUCUUUAAGUCAUGUGUUUGCAAUUUGUUAUCAGAUAACAUGUGCUUGUUAACAACUGAAAAACAUUCAAUAGCUGAGCUAUACCUCACCAAUAAAGCAAACCAGGUUACAGAUUAUUAUGAUUUGUACGAUUGUUUUCCACUUUUAUGUCAAUUGUAUUAUGAAAAUCCUACACAUGAUAUAAAACAUUUUUUUCAGAAUCCUUUUUCAGUUUAUGAAGCACAGGUUGACCAGCUACAUAAGAAAGGGUUUUUUGGUAAAUUCUGCGUCUUGGCUUUAUGUGUCAUGUUCAAUAAUAAGGUGGAUGAAGACAUAUUAACGGAAGAGAUUGACGAAAAUAUAAAAACUGUCAUUGCGAACACGUGUGAGGCGUGUAAACUGGAUAGAGGGACAUCAAGACUUAUUUUAAAGGAUGAACUGGAAUCACUUUUAAAUACAUUAUUAAGGAAACAAAUCAUUACAUAUCUAUCUAGAAAAACCGAUACAGUCAUGGUUGAUGACGAAGGUAAAACAGACCGCACAAUAGAAAAACAUACAAAUGUAUUAAAAACAAAAAGCUUCUAUACAGCUAUACAUGAUAAAAUUUUUGACUUUUUAGCAACAUACUUUGGAAAAAAGAUUAUCGCUUGUUUGAUCAAAAAUGCUGACAACCGUUUGAUUCAGGAAAGAUUUUUGCUUGAAGGAAAAAAGGACACGGAUCAGUUUAUCACAAUUGUUCCCUCAAAGUAUCAUCAAAUGUACAUGCAGAGAAUUAUUGAUGACUGGUCCAAGGGAAAACUACAAGAUGUAUUUAAUAAUAGCAACAUGAAGAUACAUCAGUUCAGAGAGAGAUUCCUGGUUUAUUUGAAUGAACUGGAUGUAUUUUACCAAAAACAAUUAGUGCAUACCGAUGAUGCUAGGUACAAUAAAGCUUUGCGCAUGCUUUAUAUUCAGCCUUAUGAUAGUGAUGUUGUAUGUGACAAUGUCAUGUUAUAUUGUUGUUCGAUUGGAGACAUACCAAUGAUUCAAUGGUGUUGCAAUCAUGGUGUUGAUGUUAACCGAUUAGGGAUUAAUGGUCAAUCACCCAUUACAAUUGCUUGUAGAUACGGUCAUACAGAAGUAAUAAGAAUGUUGUUAGACAAAGGAGCAGAUUAUAAUAAAUGUAUCAAUCAUGGUUGGUCACCUUUAAUGAUGGCUUGUAGAUAUGGCUGUACAGAAAUAGUCAAGAUUUUGCUAGAUAUAGGAGCAGAUUAUAAUAAAUGUGACAAUCGAGGUGAGUCAUCUUUAAUGAUUGCAUGUAAAAAUGGUCAAAAAGAAGUAGCAAGGAUGUUGUUAAACAAAGAGAUAGAUAUCAAAGGUGACAAUUAUGAUGAAACAUCUCUUAUGGUGGCUUGUAGAUAUGGCCAUACAGGCGAAGUAGGUGUGUUGUUAGACAAUGGAGCCGAUUAUCAUAAAUGUAACGAAAAGGGUCAGUCUCCUAUAAUGGUAUCUUGUGUAUAUGGGGACACAGAAAUAGUACGAAUGUUGUUAGACAAAGGUGCAGAUCAUAAUGAAUGUGACAAUUGUGGUCUGACACCUUUAAUGAAUGCUUGCCGUUAUAAUAAUACGGAAAUCGUAAGAAUGUUAUUAGACAAAGGAGCAGAUUAUAACAAAUGUGACAAUCAUAAUGAGUCAUCUGUAAUGAUUGCUUGUAAAUAUGGUAACAAUAAAAUAGUAAGGAUGUUAUUAGACGAGGGAGCAGAUUUUAAUGAGUGUGAUGAAAGUGGUCAGUCACCUGUAAUGGUGGCUUGUAUAAAGGGUGACACAGAAAUAGUAAGGAUGUUGUUAGACAAAGGAGCAGAUUUUAAUAAAUGUAACAAAGUUGGUGAGUCACCUGUAAGGUUUGCUUGUAGACAUGGUCAUAAAGAAAUAGUAUCGAUGUUGCUGGACAGAGGGGUAGAUUAUAAACAAUGUGACAAACAUGGCACUUCACUUUUACAGACUGCGUUUUUAAAAGCGAAUUUACAAAUAGUGGAAAUGUUGUUAGCUAAGGGAGCAGAUUGUGAUAAUUGAGACAACUUGAAACUUUUGCUGUAAAUUCUAAUCGGGGCCAUAUUGGGAUAUUUUCUAACGUAAUCCUCUGGUCUGUCACCUAUAACUUGUUUCGAAAAUGGAUCAGUCCAAGAAAUGAAAAGAUACAACGAACAGUUUGUCUAGGCUUUAAAUAAUAUUGAUUAAUAUCUUUUGAUAAUAAGUUCUAAUAAUAAGUUGCAUAUUUUGUUUUAGGUAUAUGGAUUUUUCGUCUUGUUUGAGAUAUAUAUUGCCGACUGCGAGAUAUAAAGACCUUUAUUCAACAGCAGCGUUUUAUAAAUCUUUGAAUCCAGGUAGAAAAUCUGGAUUUGUCAUACCUUAAAUAA
Mytilus californianus (California mussel) is the source of this 3774-nucleotide messenger RNA. RefSeq lists its product as uncharacterized. Bases 200 to 3430 code for a protein of 1076 amino acids. NCBI's taxonomy places the organism in Eukaryota, Metazoa, Mollusca, Bivalvia, Mytilida, Mytilidae. The record is from RefSeq and is a predicted model, not a curated record. The transcript is spliced from 4 exons. Gene Ontology annotation, molecular function: protein binding.